AGUCACCCAACUUAUAUGAACAUCCUGAUCUGCCAUUAUGUAGAUAACCACGCCAUUAACAAACGCCUCAAAAACAUAAUCGUACAGAAUGCAUAUUCCAAAAUACUUCCUCCAAGCUCGCCCUCCUCCUAACGCGACCAUCAAGAAGCUCGACUUCACUAAAACCACGCCUCCCAUCCCUGCUUACAAGAACCAUUUCGCCGCUCUAAUCGACAACAUCCUCACCCCAGCCGAAUGCAGCCAGCUCCUGCACCUCGCCGAACAAUCUAUAAGACCCGAAAACACCACUCAUAUCAACCCAGGGGAAACUCCUUGGGACCGCGCCCUGUUGAACGUCGGCAACGGGAAAGAAAUUAAAGCACCCGGCUUCCGCAACUGCGGACGUAUCAUAUAUGACUCGCCAGAUAUUGCAGAUAGGCUACUCAACCGACUGCUACCAUUUUUGCGAGAGUGCGAUAUUGUGCAGAUUUCCAACCAGCCUCUCGUGACGGGGGCUGGUCCCGCCACUCGCGGUGAGACCUUCAAGCUGACACGAUUGAAUGAGAAACUGCGGUUUUUGAAAUAUACGGGUGGGGAGUAUUUCCGUCCGCAUACUGAUGGGUGUUAUGUUACUCCGGAUGAGCGAGAGAGAUCACUCUUUACAGUGCAUUUGUAUUUGAAUGGUGAGGGAGACCAGGAUGAAGGUGAGCUCCAGAGGGCGAUCACGAGACGGGAACGGAUGGAUGCUCGUGGUAGUGAUGGCAAUUCCGAUUGUGAAGUGGUAUUCGGAGAUGAAGAUGCGGAUGAGGCUAUGGAGUCUGAGGAAGAGGAGGAAAACCUUGAGGAUGCAAAAGAGCAAAUCCUCCUCGGAGGUGCGACCUCAUUCAGACUUGAGUCUUUCGCUGGGGAGCGAGUGGUGAGAGUGUUUCCAAAGGCAGGCUCGGUGCUGGUCUUUCAACAGAGAGGGCUCUGCCAUGCUGGAGAUGAUGUAUUUCGGGGAGUGAAGUAUACCAUGCGGACCGAUGUGAUGUAUGAGAAGGUCCAGAGUUGAAGUCGAGGAGACGAGUUAUGGUAUUGCCUUGACAACUGUAGCUGAGAAUUGUGUAUUGUUGAGAACUGUUACAUAUAAUGCGGGGGAAAAGUUAAUUCCUUCCCUGAGUAGAAAGGAUAUAUUUUGUAACUGAAA
This is a messenger RNA of Aspergillus caelatus, 1165 nucleotides long. RefSeq lists its product as uncharacterized. Bases 89 to 1030 code for a protein of 313 amino acids. Gene Ontology annotation, biological process: peptidyl-proline hydroxylation to 4-hydroxy-L-proline. NCBI's taxonomy places the organism in Eukaryota, Fungi, Ascomycota, Eurotiomycetes, Eurotiales, Aspergillaceae. The record is from RefSeq and is a predicted model, not a curated record. The transcript has a single exon. Gene Ontology annotation, molecular function: procollagen-proline 4-dioxygenase activity; iron ion binding; L-ascorbic acid binding. Gene Ontology annotation, cellular component: endoplasmic reticulum.